Messenger RNA from Lytechinus pictus (painted urchin), 1173 nucleotides. RefSeq names its product G-protein coupled receptor GRL101-like. NCBI's taxonomy places the organism in Eukaryota, Metazoa, Echinodermata, Echinoidea, Temnopleuroida, Toxopneustidae. The coding region runs from base 2 to 1132 and encodes 376 amino acids. The record is from RefSeq and is a predicted model, not a curated record. The transcript is spliced from 2 exons. Gene Ontology annotation, molecular function: G protein-coupled peptide receptor activity. Gene Ontology annotation, cellular component: plasma membrane. Gene Ontology annotation, biological process: hormone-mediated signaling pathway; activation of adenylate cyclase activity; adenylate cyclase-activating G protein-coupled receptor signaling pathway.
AAUGACCAGAUCCUCAAAACCAAUGCUUCUCUAUCCCGAGCUUUUCGAAGGCCUUGUGAAUCUAAAGGUUUUACAUGUGUAUGACCCAAGACUGUGCUGUCUACGUCCGGUUGGUGCUGAAUGUGUAAAUAGAGAACCACCACACCCACUCUUUACCUGCCGCAAGACAUUUCUUCAAAACACAACCAUCAAGGUGUUUAUCUGGAUACUCGGUCUCAGCGCUUUGGUUGGCAACGCGUUUGUCAUUAUCAUGAGGUUGCGAACCAAGCACGAAACCACUAUAUCUUCUGUUCAGUCAACACUGAUUACCAACUUAGCUGUGUCCGAUUUUCUGAUGGGUGUCUAUAUGAUCAUCUUAGCUGUAAUGGAUAUAUACAUAGGGGAUUCCUACUUCUGGGAGGGUAGAUCCGAAGAAUGGCGAAAGAGCAAUACCUGUCAAAUUGCAGGAUUCAUCUCCGUCUUAAGCAGUGAGGCAUCCGUGUUUCUUAUCACUCUCAUUUCAGUUGAUCGAUUAGUCUGCAUUGUAUUUCCCUUCAGUCAAAAGCGACUGGGGGUUGUCUCUGCUCGUGUUUUCUCUGGCUUCACCUGGGCACUGGCUCUUCUGGUCAGUAGCAUUUCAAUCGCAUUUGGCUUUUUGAACACCGACGCAUACAGUCUCAGUGACGUUUGCGUUGGUCUUCCCCUCAUCCGCAAGCAGAUUGAUCUGUAUGCCGCAGUAGAUACUUACACCAAGUCGAUGUACGGCUUUACCGAAUUCGCCAUUAUUUCUGGGACAUCGAUUCCCACUUGGCAGUAUGCGAUUGCCCUCUUCCUUGGUGUUAAUCUGCUCAACUUUGUGGUGAUCUGCUUGUGCUACAUAGCAGUUUUCAUCAAGGUGUACUUCGCUGGAAGGAGUGCUGGCCGGAAGUCAAAGUCCCUAGAUCAGGUGAAGAUGGCCAGCAAGAUGUUCCUCAUUGUUGGAACUGAUCUGUGCUGUUGGAUGCCAAUCAUUGUCAUUGGAAUCCUAGUCCAGGCCGAUGUGGUUGUUGUGACCCCUGAUAUCUAUGCCUGGCUUGUAGUCUUUGUCCUACCCAUCAAUUCAUCAAUCAACCCAUAUUUGUACACUGUGGCGAAUCGCGUUUCCUCUAAAUGACAAUAUUUUAGCUUCAAACCCUUCAAAUGCCUCUUUCUACA